Talaromyces rugulosus is the source of this 1494-nucleotide messenger RNA. RefSeq lists its product as uncharacterized. Bases 1 to 1494 code for a protein of 497 amino acids. Gene Ontology annotation, molecular function: metalloaminopeptidase activity; manganese ion binding. The record is from RefSeq and is a predicted model, not a curated record. NCBI's taxonomy places the organism in Eukaryota, Fungi, Ascomycota, Eurotiomycetes, Eurotiales, Trichocomaceae. The transcript is spliced from 3 exons.
AUGGAUGCCUUCAACCCACUUCACCCUACAAACCCAGCCAGCGCGGGUCCGCCGGUUGAAAUGCUGCAAAAUUUACACAUUAGCCUUACUAUCCCUGCCCACGGCGGCAACAAGUAUCCUGCAAAACAACAUGCGCGAAAAGUCGCCUCGAAGCUUGGGAUUUCACACGGGCUUAUCUACCUCAUCGGCAAGCCGACGGUUCUCUUCGACGAUUCGGACCAGGCCGUGGUCUUUCGCCAGCGACGUUAUUUUUACUACUUGAGCGGGGUGGACAAUCCCGAUUGUCAUCUUACCUAUGAUGUGCGCUUCGACCUCUUGACCCUCUAUGUUCCCGAUUUCGACUUGCGACAAGCUGUGUGGAUGGGGCCAACGCUCACAACUGAAGAAGCUAUGGAACGGUUCGAUAUUGACAGUGCGAAAUACGUGAGCCAUCUUUCCUUCGAUAUAGAUGCUUGGCUCCAGGAUCAGGGUCGCAAGCACCAAAUCUAUAUCCUUCAUCCCGAUCACCGGCCACCGUCAAAAGGCGGGGACCAACAGCUAGAAAGUGAAAGCCUCGUAUCGGCCAUGAAUACAAGUCGUGGUGUCAAAGAUGCCACAGAGAUUGAAUUGAUACGGCGCGCCAAUAUCGUCUCGGGCCUGGCGCAUACGGCAGUUUUAGAAGGUAUUGGGAAGAUGACAGGAGAGUCGGAAAUUGCCGGUCUCUUCCUUGAGACAUGCAUUACUCAUGGCUCUCCAGAGCAAGCUUAUGGAAUCAUUGCUGCCUCGGGGGAGAAUGCCUCGGUCCUCCAUUAUAUGAAAAACGACGAGCCAUUUGGCAGCCGGCCAUUGGUGUGCCUUGACGCCGGGGCUGAGUUUUCCUGCUACGCCUCGGACGUGACUCGCACAUUCCCCAUUGGGUCUACGGGAAAUUGGCCAACGCUCGAGUCUCGCAAUAUUUACCGUGCUGUAGAAAGGAUGCAGGAGGAGUGUAUCCAAAUGAUUAAACCGGGCGUACGAUUUGGGGAUGUCCAUGCGCAUGCCCACCGAGUCGCGAUCGAGGAAUUACUGAAAUUGGGCAUUUUCCACACAGGUUCUGUGGAGGAAAUUCAACAAGCCAGAGCGUCGGUACUAUUUUUCCCGCAUGGCCUUGGACACCAUGUCGGGCUAGAAGUGCACGACGUGUCUGAAAAGUCGGUGAUGGCGUACGAAGAGACUGGCCCUGAGUUUAAGCUGGUGCCAGGCGUAGCGACAACGCUUUCGACGGUGCCUUUGGAAGAGAACAUGAUUGUGACGGUAGAACCAGGCAUCUACUUCAACCGGCUAGCCAUCGAGAACGCACGGAAGCUGCCGAUAGCACGGCUUAUCAACUUUAGCCUGGUGGAAAAGUACAUCCCCGUUGGCGGAGUCCGAAUCGAGGACGACAUCCUGGUCACGGCGGAUGGAUACGAGAACCUGACCACGGCGCCAAAGGGCGACAAGGCUCUAGAGAUCAUCCGGAAUAGCUCUAGUCGCUGA